UCAGACGAGGCAUGAGGCUCACGCCGCACACGCGCGCGCGCGCGCGCGCGCACACCAGUUUCAGCACGGUGAGUUAUCGAGCGUAACGUCUUGAGCGCCCGUUGUGACAACCUGCACUCCAAAACUCACACGGCGCUGUGUGCGCUGCGUGCCUCCAUCUCUUCUGCAGUGAACAAUGUGCACUACGUUCGAUUUGUAGAGUCUGCUCGCAUGCGCUACGGAGAAGUGUUGGCCUCCAGAUUGACGUCGCAGAGGGCACAAGACAUCGUCAAGGGAACAGGCAAAGGGAUGAUCUUGGCAAAGAUUUCAGUCAAGUACAUUCGACCCGUCACUUAUCCCGACACUCUGUUGAUCGGCACUCGUCCAGUAUUGCCGCUGCAAGGCUCGGACAGGUUCACGCUGCAAGCCAACAUCGUCAGCUUGAAGCAGCAAGCGCUCGUAGCUACGGCCGAUCAGCUGUGCGUCAGCUACGAUUACCCUGCGCUCACCAAGUGCGACUUGCCUCGAGAUCUCAAGGACGAGAUCGAGAAGAGCGGCGCGGGCGCGGGCGCGGGCGCGGCACCGUGAAGCAGCUGGCUGUGGGAUGCAGGCUAUGCAUUCGUCCCAUAGUCACGUGAUCUUUUUGAGAAGAAUGUUUUCGCCCUCGUGUCCACGCGCGCGCCCGCCCGAGCACGAUCCGCGGCGGCGAUAUGAUGGCGAUGGCACCACAGCCAGCGCCCCGGCCCCCACCCCCCACCCCGCACUUUUUGUCAGCUUUCAUCGUACGGGCCGCGCCCGCCUGCAUCCCAUUCCAAGCAACGCGCGCAUAUAAAAGUCAUUCGAAUGAUCCUCGGACUGAUGGCCUUGAUCUGUGAGAGGCGCUCGCGCGUCGCUUUGAUGGCCAGGCGAGGCGAGG
This is a messenger RNA of Ceraceosorus guamensis, 895 nucleotides long. RefSeq lists its product as hypothetical. NCBI's taxonomy places the organism in Eukaryota, Fungi, Basidiomycota, Exobasidiomycetes, Ceraceosorales, Ceraceosoraceae. The record is from RefSeq and is a predicted model, not a curated record. The transcript has 2 exons. Bases 211 to 567 code for a protein of 118 amino acids.